AGCAGUUUUCAGAUAACAGAAUUUUACUAAUUUUAGUACACUGGAAUUUACUUCUGGCUUAUAUCAUCUGACUGCAGCAGCUGUCAUACGGGAAGGCUGAGAGCUGCCAGACCAGAUAGGUUGGGAUAAAAGGCGAAAUCAGUACUGCUGUGUGACAUAACUGGUGGGUGCAAGGGAUGCCAUUGCUAUGGGGCCCAGAGAAUUAGGGGGGCCUGGACCCAGGCUAUAAAGUUGCAUACCUAUUUCCAAGAUUUGCCUGCUAAGCGAUUGGGUCUGAUCCAUUGCUCAGCCUGAGCUGUGUGACGUUACAUUGUCAGUGAGGGGAGUGUGUAAUGGGUGUUAUAAUGGUAAGAGGGCGCUGUACUGGGGCACCGUAUGAACUGGAUGGCACUGUAAUGUGGCAUAAUGUGAUCUGCUCAUUGUACUGUGGAGGGCACUAUAGUGUUACAUAAUAAGAACUGGGGCACUGUAGUGUGGCUCAAUAUGGAAUGGAGGCACUAUAGUGUGGAAUAAUAUGAACUAGGGCACUGUAACAUGGCAUCAUUUGAACAGGAGGGCACUGUAAUGUGACACAGUAUAAACGGGGGGCGCUGUAAUGUGGCAUAAUAUUAACUGGGGACACUGUAUGUCAUAAUGUGAAUUGGGGGUACUGUGUGACAUAAUAUGUACUGGCAGCCCUACACUGUGAUAUCAUGAAGAGCGAGUGCAAAUAGCGCAAGCGGGCGUAAACUUCAAGGCGGUUAGGACUGCAUGGGCUUUGCACAAUUUUGUAGGUUAACUAACAGUUAAUAGGCUUGGGGGUUGGUCCUAAUUAGGAUAGUGGGAGUGUUGGGAGGAGCUAGCAGACAUUUUGAGUUAGACGGGAUCUGCAUUCUGCCUCUUUCUCCCAGGAGUUUCCCACCUUCCCUCCCUGAGUCACGUUUUUUCCCCACCCGUUUUUCUUUUUCUUUGUCAGUUGGGUUUUGUCAACCAAUAUCUGUGGCGGGAAAGAACGGCAGUUACAGUGGCUAUUGCGCCGCUGUUUGGAGGUGCGCUCUUUGCCCAGUACAUUGUAUACUCUGUAUACCGGGGGGUCAUUGGGCUUGGCUGUCUGGUGUAUUGGGGAGAGAGUUGGAGGCUCAGCAUUUAUUGGCGUAGCCAAUGAGAUAAAUAAUGUCAUGUCAUGGACAUGCGUAGCGCCAAUAAGUCGUAAUGUCACUGUUGAUCUGGUUGUUUUUUCUAGUUGCCACCAUACUUAGUUUAAAUAUAUUAUAAUCAGUGGUCGAAGUGGGGCAGUAUACGGUUGUAUGGUAUACCGCCACUUCUUUCACUGAUUCGGGAAUGAGAAAAUGAAAGUGCAGCAGGAGGCGAGGAAGUGGCCAUCCUGCUGCACAUGUUACUCCCGUCCCUGCUCGGCGGCCGGCGGCUGUGUGGAGCGCUGUACUAGCUCACAGCUGCUCACCGCCGCCCACUGCACGCCGCUCACCACCGCCAGCCGCCCGCCACCAGCCGCCCACCGCUGCCAGCCACCAGCCGCUCACCCUCAACAAAUGAGUCAGGUUGCCAAGAUCCUGGCGGGAGAGGCUGUGAAAGUGGCUCUAGAAGUUGGAUAUCGUCAUAUCGACUGCGCAUUUCUUUACGGCAAUGAGGUUGAAGUCGGGCGAGCCAUCAAGGAGAAGAUUGCGGAUGGGACAGUGAAGAGAGAGGACGUGUUCUACACUGGGAAGUUGUGGUCGAACUCCCACACCCCGGACCGAGUCCGCCCAGCUCUUGAAAAAUCUCUGAAGGAUCUACAGCUGGAUUAUAUGGAUCUGUUUCUUAUCCACACCCCUCUAGAAGUUAAGCCUGGAGAUGAUCUAUAUCCUGUGGAUGAGAAUGGAAAAUGCAUUUAUCACAACACAGACCUCCGUGAUACCUGGAAGGCUAUGGAAGAGUGUAAGGAUGCCGGGCUGGUUAAAUCCAUCGGAGUUUCCAAUUUCAAUAAACGCCAAGUAGAACUGAUCCUCCAUAAUCCGACACUGAAAUACAAACCGGUCUGUAAUCAGGUAGAAUGUCACAUUUACAUAAACCAGAGUAAAUUGCUGGCGUUCCUCAAGUCACAUGACAUAGCGCUGGUGGCGUACUGCGUGCUGGGGUCCAGCAGGGAUGAGCAAUGGAUUGACCAAAGUGCCCCUGUGCUAUUGGAAGAUCCGGUAUUAGUCGCUGUAGCGGAGAAGCGCGGCCGGACCCCUGCGCAGGUUGCAAUGAGAUACCUGCUGCAGAGGGGGAUUAUGGUUCUGGCAAAGAGCUACACCCCAGCCAGGAUUCGGCAGAACCUACAGGUCUUUGACUUCCAGUUAAGCAAUGAAGAGAUGAAGACAUUGGAGGAUCUGAACAGGAAUAUGCGCUAUACUGACGGAUGGCAGGACCACCCCAAGUACCCAUUUGGUGAUGAAUAUUAAAGGCACGAAGCCAAGGCCUGAAGAGGUGUGACAACUGGUGGACUUUAUCUGUGACAGCUGGCUGCGGAAAUCCCAGUACACUACUCUGAACUCGUACACCUAGUAUAACACAUAGCCACAAACAUUAUAUAGGGUGACCAUAUUAUCCCUUUUACCUGGGACGCUCAUGGACUACACAGGUUCUGUGGCUGGCUGACUUCAAGCCUACAUUUCAGCUGGUUUUAAUCAGCCACAAAACCUGUGUAAUCUAUGAGUGUUCCAGGUAAAAGGGAUAAAAUGGUCACCCUACAUUAUAACUCAUAGGCCCUCAUUCCGAGUUGUUCGCUCGCAAGCUGCUUUUAGCAGCUUUGCACACGCUAAGCCGCCGCCUACUGGGAGUGAAUCUUAGCAUAGUAAAAUUGCGAACGAAAGAUUCGCAAUAUUGCGAAAAGACUUCUCUGUGCAGUUUCUGAGUAGCUCGAGACUUACUCUUCCAGUGCGAUCAGUUCAGUGCUUGUCCUUCCUGGUUUGACGUCACAAACACACCCAGCGUUCGCCCAGACACUCCUCCGUUUCUCCAGCCACUCCCGCGUUUUUCCCAGAAACUGUAGCGUUUUUUCACACACUCCCAUAAAACGGCCAGUUUCCGCCCAGAAACACCCACUUCCUGUCAAUCACAUUACGAUCACCAGAACGAAGAAAAAACCUUGUAAUGCCGUGAGUAAAAUACCUAACUGCAUAGCAAAUUUACUUGGUGCAGUCGCACUGCGGACAUUGCGCAUGCGCAUUAGCGACUAAUCGCUCCGUUGCGAGAAAAAAAUAACGAGCGAACAACUCGGAAUGAGGGCCAUAAUAAACAAUAUAACACAACACAGCUGGUUUUCAGAAGAGUCUGGGGAGCACCUUAUGAGAAAAGGGCUCACAUUGCCAAAACCCCUUAUCUGUUAUAUCAUAUAAGGGUCUAUUCAUGAAGCAGUGAAAAGUGUGGAGAAGUGGGCCAGUGGAGAAGUUGCCCAUGGCAACCAAUCAGCAUUGAGGUAACAUUUAUAAUUUGCAUACUAUACAAUUGUACAGAGCAGCUGAUUGGUUGCCAUGAGCAACUUCUCCACAGGCUCACUUCUCCACUAUUUUCACUGCUUCGUGAAUAGACCUCAUAAUAGACUCAUGCAAGAAAUGUUCAACUGUAUUUUACAUCCAGAUUUGCGGAGAAAACAGGGAAAACGCUGCUUCUGGUGGUGUCUGCUCAGAAAACUGAGUAUAUUGUUUAAUAAAGGGUUUUAUAAAUUA
Messenger RNA from Pseudophryne corroboree (corroboree frog), 3686 nucleotides. Its product is annotated as aldo-keto reductase family 1 member C1-like. Bases 1329 to 2420 code for a protein of 363 amino acids. The record is from RefSeq and is a predicted model, not a curated record. Gene Ontology annotation, biological process: steroid metabolic process. Gene Ontology annotation, molecular function: ketosteroid monooxygenase activity; aldose reductase (NADPH) activity; steroid dehydrogenase activity. Gene Ontology annotation, cellular component: cytosol. NCBI's taxonomy places the organism in Eukaryota, Metazoa, Chordata, Amphibia, Anura, Myobatrachidae. The transcript is spliced from 9 exons.